UUCUCCCUCUCAAGCUCACACUCGUCUCCUCUGCGGCGCCUCUAGCGAAGCCAUCGUCCGCCGUCUUUCGUUGCACACCACCGAACCCCCGCUUCCGGUCGCGACCAGAAUCCAUUUUCUUGCGGCUUCAUGACGAUCCUGCGGCUCGCUCUCACAGCCCACUCUGCCCUUCCUUCCUGUGAUCACAAGCCCUUAUCAUCCUACGACACUUCCGCUCCGUUAAUGACCCUUGCAUCUGGUGGUGGGAGGAAAACUGCCCUAGGGUUCUCUUUCCAAACUAAGAAGUGUGCGCCGAUGUCAUUGUCUUCGUCUUCCCCGUCGACUCGCUCGGCUCGUUUCAUGGUGUCGAGCCACGAGCAUGAUGAUGAAUCUUCCUCGGAGGGGACAAAUAUCUUCAGAAGGUUAAUUUUUCUCAGCAUGGGAUUCCACUUCCUGAUUUUAUGGAGGUUGAUUGAACUGGUUGCUUGUUUGCUGAAACAACUUGAAGUUUAACUAGUCCUUUGUUAAUUAAUAAUUCAGUGCAGAUAGAUAAUCUUUCACAUGUUGAGAAAGCUGGAGAAUUGUUUGGUUAUCCUUUAAUGAUCAAAAGCAAGAGAUUGGCUUAUGAUGGGCGUGGCAAUGCUGUUGCUCACACCAAAGAGGAACUUCCUUCAGUUGUGACUGCGUUGGGAGGAUUCGAUCAUGGUUUAUAUGUUGAGAGGUGGAUGCCAUUUGUGAAGGUUGAGGUUUACUAUUUUUAAGUGACAUUGAGGUUUAUUAUGAUUUAUUGACUGCAGACAUAUGUAACUAGUUUAUUACGAAACUGACUUUUUUUUUAGGUUACCCUUAUGCCAUGAAGGUCUGAAUCUUUCAGUUGAAUCUUUGUAAUGCUGCAUUUUUUUUAAUAAAUACUGUAAUUUCAUUUGAAUUUGCUAGUAUUAUCAUUUGUUUACAUGGACAAUCAGCCUUGUUUGAUUUGAACAUUUGAUCAUAUAUGUGCUUGCCCAUGAAUCUGAAUAUUUGUGCAUGAAAAUAUAAGUAUAUAUAUUUUAAUAUAAACACUUUUGUCAUAUAGAUGCAAACAACUUUAUCAUUUCUUCUGUGAACUUCAUGAUGCAAACAAGUUUAUAUUCUGGAGUAAUAAUAACAAAAUCUGUUGGCCUUGCUAAUAGCUUGACUUGUAACAAUAUUUUCUUUUUUGUUUGGUCUAGGAGCUCUGUGUCAUUGUAGCCAGGGCUAGAGACAAAUCAGUUUCAUAUUUUCCUGUGGUUGAGACCAUUCACAAGUAAGAAGAAUGAGUUCUGUUGCUAGUUCACUUGAGCUGAAUAGAAGGCCUCAGUCCUUAUUUUCUAAGCUUUCUCUAUCUGCUGCAAAAUUUUCUAAUCUUUAUGGACACCACUUUUUCUAAGGAUAACAUCUGUCACAUAGUUGAAGCUCCCGCCGGUGUACCAGACAAAAUAAAAAGACUUUGUGUUGACAUUGCUCAAAAAGCUGUCAUCAUUGGAGGGAGCAGGUGUAUUUGCAGUGGAAUUAUUUUUAACAAAAGAUGGACAGGUUUUGCUUAAUGAAGUAGCUCCUAGACCGCAUAAUAGUGGACAUCAUACGAUUGAGUCAUGCUAUACUUCACAAUACGAACAGCAUCUACGAGCUAUUCUUGGUCUUCCUCUUGGUGAUCCAUCAAUGAAAACCCCAGCUGCAAUCAUGUACAACAUACUAGGUGAAGAUGAGGGAGAGCCAGGGUUCUAUUUAGCUCAUCAACUGAUUGGAAAGGCGCUUAAAGGCGUUAAAUACAUAAGUUACUCCACGUGUUGCUAUAAUCAUGGGUUCUGAUUCAGAUCUUCCUACAAUGAAAGAUGCUGCCGAGAUCUUAAAAAAUUUUGGUGUGCCAUAUGAGGUAACAAUUGUUUCAGCUCACCGCACACCUGAGAGGUUGUACUCUUUUGCAUCAUCUGCGAAAGAAAGAGGUAUUCAGAUCAUAAUAGCUGGUGCUGGUGGUGCAUCACAUCUACCAGGGAUGGUGGCUCCACUGAGUCCACUACCUGUCAUUGGAGUCCCGAUAAGAGCCUCAUCACUCGAUGGAAUUGAUUCCCCGUUAUCCAUCGUGCAGUCGCAAUUGGGAAUGCCGCAAAUGCAGCUUUAUUAGCAGUCAGGAUCCUUGCCGCUAGCGAUGCUGAUUUGUGGAACAGAGUGAUCAAAUACCAAAAUGAGCUGAAGGAUACAGUUUGGGAAAAAGCAACAAAGCUUGAAGCAGAAGGCUGGGAGAGAUAUCUAAAUCUAUAACACUCCUCCAGGUGCUCAUUCUGGUAUAUGAGCCUCUCUUGGGCCAAGAUCAACUGCUUCUUAUCUUGAAGUAGUUGUUGAUCUUCAACCUGUAUUCUCUGUGAUGCUGGGAGUUCCUCCCUCGUGAAAUAACUUGAAGAGAAGCAAUUUGGCAAGCUUUCCAUGUUGUCCAGAUAUAGAGAAAAUGUUUCCACUUGAAAAGAAUGAGAAGGCGAUCCAUUACAUAUGUUUCUUGAUACUUGGUCAGAUUGAAGAUCCCUAGGUGGUCCCCCUCUGGAAUCUUGUGUUGACUUUUCUUCACUGAUCUGUACAUUUUACAAUCUCUUUUGAUGGGAAAAGACAAGGAACUUGUGAUACCAAGAUUUCUGUUUGUGUUGGAGAAUUAAGACUGUAGCAGCUUAUAAUUAAGAAAGAACAUCAUGUACAUCUGCAAAUCUACAAGCAACUUCAACUUACACUGUAAAUAUCAUUGUGUUCAGCAAACUUGGCAAUGAUUUGUUAUUUUGUCAG
Molecule: messenger RNA, 2769 nt
Organism: Musa acuminata AAA Group (dessert banana)
Lineage: Eukaryota; Viridiplantae; Streptophyta; Magnoliopsida; Zingiberales; Musaceae
Exons: 11
Coding region: 1799-2122 (107 amino acids)
Biological process (GO): 'de novo' IMP biosynthetic process
Source: RefSeq, a predicted model, not a curated record